UUGGGCCGCCUGUCUGCUUGCGAGAUGGCGGCCGAGAUUCACUCGCGGCCUCAGAGCAGCCGCCCGGUCCUGCUGAGCAAGAUCGAGGGGCACCAGGACGCCGUCACCGCCGCCCUCAUCAUCCCCAAGGAGGACGGCAUCAUCACCGCCAGCGAGGACAGGACAAUUCGAGUAUGGCUGAAGAGAGACAGUGGCCAGUACUGGCCCAGCAUUUACCACACCAUGUCAUCUCCUUGUUCAACUAUGGCUUAUCAUCACGACAGCAGACGAAUAUUUGUAGGCCAAGAUAAUGGAGCCAUUAUGGAGUUUCAUAUGUCAGAAGACUUUAAUAAGAUGAACUUUGUCAAGACUUACCCAGCUCACCAGAACAGAGUGUCUGCCGUCAUCUUUUGCUUAGAAGCAGAGUGGAUUAUCAGCACUGGCCAUGAUAAAUGUGUCAGCUGGAUGUGUACCAGAAGUGGGAAUAUGCUGGGGAGACACUACUUCAUCUCCUGGGCUUCUUGCCUACAAUAUGACUUUGAAACGCAGCAUGCCUUCAUUGGUGAUUACUCCGGGCAGAUCACUCUGCUGAAGCUUGAACAGAGCACAUGUUCGGUGAUCACAACUCUCAAGGGUCACGAAGGAAGUAUUGCUUCCCUGUGGUGGGAUCCUGUUCAGCGGCUACUUUUCUCUGGAGCAUCCGAUAACAGCAUAAUCAUGUGGGAUAUUGGUGGAAGGAGAGGCCGGACGCUGCUGCUUCAAGGCCAUCAUGACAAGGUGCAGGCUGUUUGCUACCUCCAGCUCACACGGCAAUUGGUGUCUUGUUCAGCUGAUGGAGGGAUCACGGUCUGGAAUAUGGAUAUUAGCAGAGAAGAGGCGCCUCAGUGGUUGGAAAGCGAUUCCUGUCAGAAAUGUGAACAGCCCUUCUUCUGGAACAUAAAGCAGAUGUGGGACACAAAGACACUGGGGCUGAGGCAGCAUCACUGUAGGAAAUGUGGCAAGGCAGUUUGUGGCAAAUGCAGCACAAAACGUUCCAGCUACCCCAUAAUGGGCUUUGAAUUCCAGGUCCGGGUCUGUGACUCCUGCUUUGAUUCAAUCAAAGACGAAGAUCGCACUUCUUUGGCAACUUUUCACGAAGGAAAACACAACAUUUCCCAUAUGUCCAUGGACAUCUCCAGGGGACUCAUGGUGACAUGUGGAAGUGAUCGUGUAGUGAAGAUAUGGGACAUGACACCAGUAGUGGGUUGCGGCCUAGCGACUGGCUUUGCCUCCCGUUGAUCUUGCCAGGAUAACAAGAUAAACUACCUUGUGCACCAAAUGGAUACACUCCCUUCAGUGACUCUUGCCACAAAAAUGUCGGCUGCUUGACUCUGAAUGCUGUUUUCUCAAGACGGCCGGCCUCCCUUUUGGUGGAGCAGAAUUCUCCCUCGGGGCUUACCAGAAACAGCGGAGGGGCUCAGCUACAAGUUCAUCGCCUGUGGAACACAAACACAGAAAAGAAGACUUUUAAGUGCAAUGAAACCAUCUGGCUGAGAAAGACCACUCCUAACAUGAUUUACUUGUAGUGUUCAAUGUGCUUUUCUCUGCUGAAAUAUUGUACAGUGGCUAAGCGUUACAGUCAGCCUAGUGACAACAGAACAUGUGCAAAUAGUAGUAACUUAUUCUCAGUCCUUGUAAUCCGUCCCUGUGGGCUAGUUUUGUCUUAUGAACAGUCACUGUGAAGGCUGGCUCACAGACAAUAUUGCCAGCAGGAAACAAACACAAAACCCCACUUUUUUCCUUCUUUCCCCAGCAGCAUUGCAAUAAGGUUGAGAAGGUUGGUAGAAUUUUUUGGAGUAUUUUCUACAACUAUUUGUUGUUGGUCCCUUUGGAGUUGUUCAGACUGCGUGAAUAUUAUCUCCAAGUUAUCUUUUGAGUAGAUUUUUGUACCUGGCAAAAUACCAAAAUCCAUGAUGGUAUCAGCAAAGUGAUAUGUCACAUCUUAUGCCUUGUAUGUUAAGAUAGAGGCAAGUGAAUUUGACAGCCAGUAUACUUGGAGUGAACUGGCUGCUGUGUUCUUCCCCCACCCCUAAGAUACAGCCCAGAGCCUUGGGGGGUGGGGGUUUGCAGGUGACGAGGAACUUCCCAAAAAAAGGCACAUUAAUGAAGCAUCAUCUUGAUCUUACUGAUCAAGUCCUGAAUGUGAUUAUUAAAAAAACAUUUCGGCAAUAACUAGCAUUUUACAGGGGGCUUAGAUCCAGGUUCCUGUAAUUAAAGAUGGUAGGAAUGAGUAGUGGCAGAAAGUUGUGAGAUUAAAAGUCCUCAUUAGUUUUGAAAAUGAAACUAGUUUAUCAUGUUACACUACAGAAUUGUAAGGAGAAGGGGAUUAUCUUUUGUAGCCUGUGUUCAUUUUAAGUCACCACUCUGUUCCUUUUGAGGGGUUGCAGCAUUAGCAUUGUUAACUUUAAAUUGAUGGGGGCAGUGGAAUAUAGCUUCAUAACAUCUUGUGUGGGUUCACCAAUAUUAAUGAAAUAAAAUCAUCGUUGUUUGCCUGAACACCAGUUAAAAUCUAUGGCAAAAAUGAGUUCAUGUAAGCUAAUAUGUCUGGACUGCUCAAGCUCCCUCUGAUUAGAUAGCAAUAUUUAUCCCAUUGUAUAGCUUCCUGUUUAUCUUUAGAGGUCCUUACUGAAAAUAUUGUGCUGGUGGGGUUGGAUUUCUUAGUGUUUCUCAUGGAAAACUGUCACGAGGCUGGUGUUUAUUGUAGAUCGUUUUAGUGUAAAUCCCCUAAAGCAUCAAGUGUUCAAUUAUUAUUUUUGUUCUCUGUAUUAGGGAGAUGCAUAUGAGGAAGGGAAGUAUACUAAUCUGAAAUGUUACUUAAACUAUGUUGCUGUAGGAAAUUGUCAUAAGAUCUGGAUAAAUCAAUGUUACGCAUUACAGUUUUCUGAGCUUUUGGUUUUCCGAUUGCAGCCUGACACCUUAGGAAAGACACCAUUGUUCCUGAUCUUCUGAGUUAAUAUUUCCAUUUGGGUUAUGGUGUGGUGGGGAGGAAUAAAUACGAAGGCACGAUCACACAUUUCAGCAACUUCACCUGCAUAUUAGUUUAAAGAAGAAUAGCGCAGGAAGAGAGUAUUUUACUAAGCUGAUCUGUUCAUAAUGCCUAAGAAUAUGGCCCCAUCGAAGUGGCAAACCCUUAUUACUCAAUGCCUUAUUGAACUGUGUGAGGAAUGGAACUUAACAUGUAUGGAUUAAAGCAGAAUGAGUUACUUCACCUCAGUGCCCAGAGAAAAAGUUUCCUUUAUCUGGAAAUGUGCAUCUGUGUUAAGGAAGCAUUACUUGACCUGCAUCUGUAUCUUUCCCCCUUUAAAUGGCAGUUACUUUGCAUCCCCAUUUUCAUCCUUGAGAACUUGAGCUAACUUGCUAGUAGCAGGCAAGUUCCCAGCAUCCAUACUUUUGCAUACCUAAUAGAUUCUGUUACUCAAGUGUCUGCCCUCUUAAUGAUUAGCAGUAUAUACUACAGAAUAUCAGCUUUCACCUCUUGGCAAUUGCACUCAUUAUCUUUCACCGAUAUUUUGCCAAAGGAUGCUGAAUUUGCUCCAUGACUGAAGGAAAAUAUAUAUCUUUUGUAAUGAAUAGAAUUAACAUUAAACUCUGGACCUCAGCUGGAUAGCUAGAGAAAUUUGGUUGGCAAAAGACCAGUUUGUUUGCACACCCCCAUACACUGAAGUUCUCCAACUGACUCAAUAUGGCUUGCUUUUGAAGACAAAAUGGCUUGCUUUUGUAUAGAAAAAAUAUUACUGGGGUGGGGAGAGGGAUGGAAGGAAGGCUAAUAAUAAGAAUCAUGCUGUGCACUGUAAAAGUAACUGUAACUUUGAAUGUGCAAUUCAUUAAACCUGACAUACUGACCCCAUUCCCAUCCACCCCGAAAACCUUUCUUCACUGGGGAGCGGCAAGUACUAAUGUAUUUUCGUCCGAUAGCUGUGUUCCUGUGAAAUACUGUAUCCUUCAUUAUCUGAGACUUCAUCGUUGCUGUUUGUUGUUCCCCCUCCUGUCUUUUGAAAAAGAACUUUGAUUAUUGUUCAAUAAAAAACAAAUAUUUCCUGGUAGUAAUUUUCCCCUCUUCUGAUGACCUAUCCUUUGGGGGAGAGGGAGAAUACCUCCUCACUGUGUGAGGGGUGUUUUAUUCAAAAGAUUGUCCAAAAGGAUAGGGCAGAACUGAACUGCCAUCUAAAUGGCUGCAGUAGAACCAAUGGUCCUGGUAGGAGUGGCUUUAAUUGUGAGAAAUGGAGAAUGCAUAACGUCAGCUGAGUGGUGGGUUAUGUUACUACACUCGAGAACAAGAGAACAAAAUCUUUAAAACACUUUUAAUUGUCUUUAAUAUGUGGUUUAAUUUAGAUACUUUCUCUAAGUGUGCUCUAAAAAGGAACUAGGAAAGACUAUGGCUGCAAGCCUAAGCACAUGUUUAUUUAGAAAGGUGUAGAGCAAAUCUAACCCUCUCACACAUCCAUCCAAGGGAGGGUUGGGUCAGGUGAAGGUGCUUUGCUUAUCCACCCCAGAAGCCUCAGGCAGGCCUGUGAAAAGCUCUGUGAGCAUAGCUAUACCACCUCUGGUAAGCCCCCCAAAUGCAUCAUUUAAAGGGAAGGGGUGGAACAAAGGGGAUCAGCUGAAUCAAAAACCCUUCUGUUUGCCAGAGAGGUCCAGGAUCAGCCACCCUUCCCUGCAAACCUGGAGCAGACAAAGAAAUUUCCCCUCUACCUCUAGAACCAAUGGGUAUGUAAUUAAAAACAACACUGCAGGAUCACAACAAAAACCCCACUUACACAAUGCGUCUUCUGCCCUGACGGCAUGACGCAGCAAGACUUUGGAAGUGGUGGAGUAUCUGCCACUUUGUCCUCCACAGCCCCACUUAGAAUUACACAUAGGUCGUAUUGAACUUAGUGGGUCUUACUUCAAAGUAUCCAUUGGAUUGUUGUGCAAUGCUCUGGAAUGUUUUUAAACACAAGAAUGAGAGUCGGAUAUAAAAUGCACAGAGCAAGCAAACACCACGCCAAGAAAGGGAGGGGAAGCUUCCAAAAAUUCGCUUGGGUGGCUAUUUGUUCCUGCAGUGCCAAGAGAUUUUUUUUUCCCUUUCAUAUUGGGCUGCACUCCUGAAAACGUGAGAGAUGGAUGAUGAAUGUAUUCUACGCUUGCCUGUGGUGGUGGAUUGCAGAGACUGGACUUUCCUGUUUCACAGAAGAAUGCUGCAUUACUUCGUGAAUUUCUUGUUUUGCAUUUCCAGCUACUUAUUACACCUGUAUACUUUGUGUCCCUUGAGAUUAGGCAGAAUUCAUUCACUCACUUGUCCUGAAAUGCACAGUAUGAUUUUCAAGCCCCUCUUGCAUGAGGG
Molecule: messenger RNA, 5341 nt
Organism: Elgaria multicarinata webbii
Lineage: Eukaryota; Metazoa; Chordata; Lepidosauria; Squamata; Anguidae
Gene: WDFY1
Product: WD repeat and FYVE domain containing 1
Exons: 12
Coding region: 25-1257 (410 amino acids)
Biological process (GO): positive regulation of toll-like receptor 4 signaling pathway; positive regulation of toll-like receptor 3 signaling pathway
Cellular component (GO): early endosome
Molecular function (GO): metal ion binding; protein binding
Source: RefSeq, a predicted model, not a curated record